AUAAGGCAUCUAUUAUCUUUAAUAAUACGAUCUAUGGUCAUGAUCCGUUCGUUUUAUCUCCUCGCUUCCGGGUUUGGCGUGUCGCUUGACACGUCAUUGCGUUGUGCUCAGUGUACUAUGGCGCUUCCUGACUUGAUGAUUACGUUGUUUGCUGCCGCAUCCUUCUUCUGUUUCUUAUGUUUAUGUGUUCGCUACAGACGUUCAGCUCAGUUGUUUUGGGGGAAAUUGUUGAGCAGGACAAUGGCUCGCACGGAGAAGCCAUUGUUCCGAAUCGCGUACACACUCUACACCAGGACCACACUUGGCUACAUGUACUACAAGAGGCAAAUGAGAAAAGCUCGGGAACAUUACCCAGCUGGACAUUCUACAGCCCAGCCCAUGGAGUUCAAUGGUGUCAAAAUAAUCCCCAUUUCAGUACUGUCUGACAACUACAGCUAUCUUGUAAUUGACACAGCCUCCAGUGUAGCAGUUGUUGUAGACCCUGCAGACCCUCAAACAGUUCAGGCAGUCCUUAAGGAAGAGGGAGUGAUGUUAGAAGCAAUACUAUGUACACACAAGCACUGGGAUCACAGUGGGGGAAACAAAGGGUUGAAGAGGCUUCACAGCGCGUGCCGGGUUUACGGAAGCGCAGCUGAUAACAUUCCUGGUCUCACGCACCCCCUCUCACACAUGGACUCUGUAACGGUUGGCCGUAUGCAGUUCAAGGCCCUCUUCACUCCUGGACACACAGUGGGCCACAUGAUCUACCUCCUGGAUGGUCGAGCAGUCAGUGCCCCCUCCAGCCUCUUCUCUGGUGACCUGGUGUUUCUGUCAGGAUGUGGGAGAAUGUUUGAAGGCAGUGCAACAACAAUGCUGUCAUCUCUGGACACCGUCAGUUCCUUAAGUGAUGACACUUUGUUAUGGCCUGGUCAUGAGUAUGCAGAAGACAACCUACUGUUUGCCGCUGAAGUUGAGCCAUGCAAUGCUGCCAGGGAAAACAAAUAUCAGUGGGUGCUGCAGCAGCGAGGACAGAAGCUGUGCACAAGUCCCUCUACUAUCGGAGAAGAGAAGCAGUACAAUCCUUUCCUGCGUAACCACUCUGCAGAGCUCCACCUGGCCCUGGGCCUCCAGCAGUUCCAAGACGAAGAUGUCAGCCAGUUUAGGGCUCGGGUACUGGAGGAGUUGCGAAAACGCAAAGACCACUACAACAGGAGGUAGUAUUAGCAAGAAGUCCACAAAACACUGGGGAGUGGAGGAGGGAGCCCACCCGUACUGGACAGCUGUGUGAGAAUAGCAAUCUGCAGUUGUAAAAGUAAACAAACAGAGCUCUGAGGUUUUAAAUGUACAAAACCUCUUAAGGUUUUGUACAUUUAAAGGGGCAUUAAGUAUUUUUUUUUAACCUUUACCAGCCUGUAUCAGUGACCACUAGGGACAUAGUCACAACUUCAUUAUUACAUAAUCCUUAUACUAAGAAUCCUGUUACCUUUCCACAUACUGAAUGUUAUGGUAAUUUUAUGUUUGGUCAGAUCACUUACUGUUUCUUUAGCAUAGAGGCAUAAACAGUAAAUGUAGAUUUGCACGAUUUCCCAUUCUGGUUUGUGAAACACGGGGACAGAACAGGACCCAACACUACAUGCAUUAUCUAACAUGUUAGUUACUUAUUUGACAAGUAAUAGAUUAUUUUUUAAAGCCUUUCAUGAAAAUCUUUGGUACGCUGGUUUCAUAUUUACACAUAUUUAAAGGGUGAUCCUUCUCCAUGGAGGAUGUGACUUUUGCACUUAGAGUAUUUUGAUCACCACUUUUCAGAACUGUUACAACGAUAAUGGUACCAUUGAUUUCACACAUAUAUUCCUACCUGUUGGUAUUUUAUGUGAAAAUCAGCACAAAAUAUGGGGAAAAACCUUUAUAUCCUAUAUGUGAAUGCAUGUGAGCCAAUUUUGUUUAGACUUACAAAAGCAUGUUACUAGCAUCAACUAUUCAUGGUACUAGCCCUGUUAUAGGGAAUAAAUGAUGCACGUGAAACAAUAAGACUUCAUCUGCUAGUGGGCUAAAUGUGAAAUGUAUUUUCUAGUGAAAAUGUAUUUGUGCCUCUCAGUAAAUGAUUUUUGCAAAUUUAAAACGGUAUUUUUCAAGGGAUAGCAGUGGUACAUCGUCAAUGACAACAUACAGUCAUGGCCAAAAAUAUUGGUACCCCUGCCUUUCUGUCAGAUAAUGCACCACUUGAUUUGAUUUGAUUUGCAGUGGUGCCAUUAUGUUUGGCCAUGACUGUUUUUCAGGAAUUUGAGUGGUAUUGCAUUGUAAUGUAUGAGACAUGACUUCUUUGACAUACACUAUGUUUUGCAAUAAGUUUGGAUUGUUUAAAAUGUCAUAUUUGAAAUUGUGAUGGAAUUGCAAGAUAUUUCCUUUUUCUAAUAUGACAAUGCAGUUGACUGUCACUCAGAAGGUUGCUGAUGCUGUUUUUAUAAUCUGAAAACUUUGAAAACCAAAGUGUAUGUUAUUUUUUAAUAUAUUGAAUUUAUUAUACUGUAAGGAAAAUAAUUUCAGUGUGAUAAACCUGGUCUUCUUCACAUGCA
Monopterus albus (swamp eel) is the source of this 2552-nucleotide messenger RNA. RefSeq names its product PNKD metallo-beta-lactamase domain containing (gene pnkd). The transcript is spliced from 9 exons. Gene Ontology annotation, cellular component: mitochondrion. The record is from RefSeq and is a predicted model, not a curated record. The coding region runs from base 34 to 1197 and encodes 387 amino acids. Gene Ontology annotation, molecular function: hydroxyacylglutathione hydrolase activity. NCBI's taxonomy places the organism in Eukaryota, Metazoa, Chordata, Actinopteri, Synbranchiformes, Synbranchidae.